AUGGAGGAGAAAGAAACCAACGAAAUCGAGCUUGAGCAGUCCUCAGAGAUUGAAAGAGGAAAGACAGAGCUCGAUAAUAAUAUUCCUAUCCCUGCCGAGGAGGAAAUCGAACCACAUGUUUCUGCAAAAACAUGGACCGUGGCUGCCAUCCUUUCCAUGGGAUAUGGCCUCUCUUUUGUCCCUGUUCCUGCCAUGGCCGCCAUCGGCCCUCAACUGUCCGCUGAGUUUGGCAACCCAAACGACUAUGUCUGGUUUGUUUCAGCUUGGAUCAUUUCUAUCACAGUCUGCUUCAUGAUUGCUGGCGCGAAUACUGAUCUUCUUGGCCGCCGCUGGUUCCUUGUCCUCGGUAACUUAGUCUGUUGCAUUGGACAAAUCAUUCUUGCAGUGGCGAAGACGAACAACACAAUUAUUGCAGGCAUGACCGUGACCGGCUUCGGUGCUGCUCUUUGCCAAAUGGCUGCUUUCGCCUUAACCGAGCUUCUUCCCAACAAGUGGAGACAUAUUGGCGUCGUCUUUGCCGAUAUUGCUGUCUAUGCCUGCAUUACAGUCAUCCCGGUCACGGCUCGUUAUGGCUACUAUGUUGGUAGCUGGCGUGCCAACUUCAUCGCUGCCGCUGUGUUGCAGUUUGCUUCUUUCCUCGGCCUGUACUUCUUCUACUUCCCACCUGCGCACCCCCUGGGCUUGCCAUACAAACAGGUACUACGUGAGCUUGAUUACGUCGGUAUUUUCUUAUUCCUUGCAGGCUCCCUCCCGUUCCUCGUCGGCAUCGUCUACGCAUCCAUCUUCCCAAGCACUGAUGUUCAUGUUAUCGCGCCUUUGGUUGUCGGAUGCGCCCUGCUCGUGGCCUUCGCUCUUUGGGAAACUUACGGAAACACAAAGCAUCCCCUUACUCCGACUGAAAUCUUUACGAACGGGUGGGGCAGGGACUUUACAGCCCCUUGCAUCGCGCUGGCUGUGAUUAAUAUGUUCUAUUAUAGUAGCUCGAUCCUUUGGCCCACGAUGAUUUCAGUCUUCUAUACAAAGCCGGAGGAUGGAUGGCAAAGAGGGGCUAUCCUUUCCCUACCGCAGGGCCUGGCGAUCACUGCUGGGGGCGUCCUGCUUUCGCUCUUUGGAUCAAAGAUCAGACAUUGGCAACAUCAACAGACAGUAGCUGUGACUAUCAUGGUUUUCUUUGGAAGCUUAAUGGCUUUGGCUCGUCCUGAUAACAUGGGAAUGAUGAUAGCGUUCAUGACCCUUAGUUUGAUGGGCUAUGGUUGGUCGAUUUAUCUCUGCAUUGCGGUGACGCAGAUGGGUGUUCCACACGAGAAACUGGGAACUAGUGGUGGAUUAUCAGGCUGCGCAAGAUUUGCUGGUGGAUCAAUCGCCCAAGCUGUCUAUCUUGCCAUCUUCUCCAGCACGGUGACAAAAUACACCGCAAGGCUUGUACCUGCUGCUGCAAUGGCAGCGGGAGUUGACGAGGAUAAGAUCAGCGCUCUCUUUUCUCUGUUAGGAACAUCUAAGCUGGGUGAAGUUUUCGACGAGCGCGUUGUUGCUGCAGUCGGCGCUGCUAUUCAGGAGGCGACCCGGAAGGGCAUCCAGGGUAUUGCAUGGGCUUCUUUAGGCUUUGGUAUUGUAGGAAUCAUUGCUUGUCUUUGCUGCAAGGACGUGGAUGCGAAGAUGACGAACAAGAUUGAGGUAUACCUUGAGAACACUAAGGGCGCCAAGUACAACAAACGCCAUUAUAUUAAGAGAUAGAUUUGUACAUUAUUCUCCGG
Pseudogymnoascus verrucosus is the source of this 1754-nucleotide messenger RNA. RefSeq lists its product as uncharacterized. NCBI's taxonomy places the organism in Eukaryota, Fungi, Ascomycota, Leotiomycetes, Thelebolales, Thelebolaceae. Bases 1 to 1734 code for a protein of 577 amino acids. Gene Ontology annotation, molecular function: transmembrane transporter activity. The record is from RefSeq and is a predicted model, not a curated record. The transcript has 5 exons. Gene Ontology annotation, biological process: transmembrane transport.